AUGCAGAGCCACGAACUGGCUCCGCAAGCUUGUCAGUCGUGCAGAUCACGCAAGAGAAGGUGCGACAAGGCACUUCCCAAGUGCUCCUCCUGCGCUAAACGAGGCCGGACAUGUGAAUACUGGCGGCCAGAAGCUAGCACGCACUCAACUACCGCUUCGGACCCGAAGAGGGGAUGGUACCCCUCUCCGCUGGACGAGGACCAGCAACAGGAUGUCCGCACUAUAGACUUUCCAACCCUCCUCUUCCUCGACCCGGGCUUAUUGCAUCACGGCCAGGUGGACACAGCGCAAAGCAUGGUGUUUGUUCCACCUCAGAUCCUGCAUCUGCUCGGUGGCCUGGAUGAGAUCCGGUUGACUGCAGGCCGGUUCUUUGAACACAUCCACCAGUGGAUACCAUUCAUCUCCAAAAAGAGAUUCUACGAUAUGUAUCUGCAGCCUGCAUUCCACACUCGCCCCGAUGCAGUCCUGUUACUCUUGGCUCUCAAGUUAAGCACCACAUUUCCCUCGGCCGGGGCGCGGGGACCCCGCACUCCCUUGUAUGACACUGUUCGGCGUUUCUACGUGGAGGUCGAAGGCGUCUUCUCCAUUCUCGUGUUGCAGGCUGGGGUCCUGGUGGCGUUGUAUGAACUGGGCCAUGCCAUCUACCCGGCGGCGUACCUGUCGAUUGGGGCAUGUGCGCGGUACGCUCACGCGUUGGGCAUCAAUGCUUCUCGCGCAGUGCCCACCCGGAGAGUGCUUACCUUUGUCGAGGUGGAGGAACGGCGGAGGGUCUGGUGGGCGAUCGUGAUACUCGAUCGCUUCGUCAGCAUCGGCUGUCCGGGUCGACCCUUCGCCACAGCCGAUCCACGUCUGGACGAUCUUCUACCAGCGGAUGAUGCAGCAUGGGACCAGGGGACAGUCCGACCAGAGGACCUCUCGACCCUGUCUUCUCCAAGGACGGGCCAUAUGAGUAAGUUCGCUCUGCUCUGUCAGGCUGCCCGACUCCUGGGGCAGGUCCUGCACCACCUCGAAAGCGACGUCUCCAUCCACGACGAGGUCUGGAUGCAGCUCGAUCGCACCUUGCAGUCGAUGCUGGCUGCGGCAUUGAACAUUGACCGUCCGGACUAUGAUCAGAUUACCUUUGUGUACAGUGCGCUUGUCGCCCUGUAUAGCCCGUGGCUUGUCCCGGACCGAGCCGCUGAUCCUCACAGCGACCGGUUUCGACGGGCACGAGUCGUGCUGGACCAAAUCACCGACCGUAUCAGCGCUAAUUUGGUGGAGCGUCAGUGUUUUCUUGGCCGCGACCCAGAAGACAUGUCCCCAUGGGGGCUGUACUUUGCCUACCGCAUCUGCGGCGCGCAUAUGCAGGGUCAACGGGAGACGCCACAUGCGGCAGCGGUAAUGCAGAGUCUGCGGGAGGCGUUUCGCACAAUCAAGGUGCGGUGGAAUGUGGCGAGCGUGUAUCUGCAGCUAUUGGAGGCUCGGGAAGCGAUUCAUCUGGGGAUAUGA
Messenger RNA from Aspergillus novofumigatus IBT 16806, 1488 nucleotides. RefSeq names its product Zn(II)2Cys6 transcription factor. The transcript is spliced from 5 exons. Gene Ontology annotation, biological process: regulation of DNA-templated transcription; DNA-templated transcription. Gene Ontology annotation, cellular component: nucleus. NCBI's taxonomy places the organism in Eukaryota, Fungi, Ascomycota, Eurotiomycetes, Eurotiales, Aspergillaceae. The coding region runs from base 1 to 1488 and encodes 495 amino acids. The record is from RefSeq and is a predicted model, not a curated record. Gene Ontology annotation, molecular function: zinc ion binding; DNA-binding transcription factor activity, RNA polymerase II-specific; DNA binding.